Messenger RNA from Nothoprocta perdicaria, 4841 nucleotides. RefSeq names its product alpha-2-macroglobulin-like protein 1. Gene Ontology annotation, molecular function: endopeptidase inhibitor activity. Lineage: Eukaryota; Metazoa; Chordata; Aves; Tinamiformes; Tinamidae. The transcript is spliced from 36 exons. Bases 116 to 4507 code for a protein of 1463 amino acids. Gene Ontology annotation, cellular component: extracellular region. The record is from RefSeq and is a predicted model, not a curated record.
UCCUUUAGGUCUGGAAGACGGAGAGAGGGAAGAAAGAAAGCAGCAGAAGCAGGGGUGAAAGGAGGACAAAAAGGGGGCUCAUCUUUCUGUGGAGGGAUCUGACCUGCAAUCAGCUAUGUGGAGCCGCACUCUCCUCUGGAGCAGCAUCCUCCUCCUGCCUGGAGUGGUUGGAAUACCUGCAAUGCUGAAUUAUGCUGUGGCAAUACCGUCUCAGCUCUACUACCCCUUCUCAGAGAAAGUGUGCCUCCAGCUCAGCAGAAAAGAAGCAGUCCCAAUCAAUGUGAGAGUAAUCUUGCAAAGCAAAGCUGAGAACAAGACUCUGAUCCUGCAGUCUAUCUCUCAGCUCACCUUCUUUCAUUGCACAAGCUUCCAGGUCCCUCCUCCUGUUGGAAACCCAUAUGAAGUGGCUUUUAUUGUCAUCACAUUCCUAGAAGCCAACUCAGAGUUUCAGAAGAAACAGAAAGUCCUAAUCAAGCAUGUAGAAAAGAAGACUUUUAUCCAGACAGACAAACCCGUGUACAAACCUGGACAGAUUGUUAAGUUGAGAACCGUAACCUUGGAUCAGAACUUUAUUGCCAGCAGUGAACCGCAUCUCCAGGUGGAAAUGAAGGACCCCAAAGGAAACCAAAUCGCACAAUGGCUGAAUGCUACUCCUGUGGGAGGCAUUGUGGAUCUGUCCUUCCCUUUGUCUGCGGAAGCACCAGUUGGAGAAUACAUUAUCAAAACAUCUGACCACACUCAUGCCUUCAGGGUAGAGGAAUAUGUGCUACCCAAGUUCAGUGUCUCUAUCCAGAUGCCUCAAGUGGUCACCAUCUUGGAGGAUAACUUCCGUCUCCAAGUUUGUGGCAUGUACACGUAUAAGAAACCAGUCCAAGGUAGUGUGAAGGUUGUGGUGUGCCGUAAAGAUGUUCGAUACAAUUGGAAAUUUUCCAGAGCCAAGCACAAUAUUUGUAGGAAUUACAUAGGCCAGACAAACAAGGAUGGCUGCUUUGUCGCUGAGGUGAAUAAUAAGGUCUACCACCAGAAGCAUGAUGAUAAUUAUGAUUUCAACCUGGAGRCUGUGGCAUUUAUAAAAGAAAGUGGAACAGGUGUGGAGUAUAACACCACUGAAAACUGCAAGGUGACCUUUGAUAUCACGACUCUCCGAUUUUGGGGGACAAGCUAUUACUAUCAGCAAGGAGCCCCCUUCUAUGGAAAUCUGGAACUCAAAAGUGCUGAUGAGACCCCCCUGAAGAACAAGAAGGUGAUUCUCACAGUCUCCUAUGGUGACAGGAAGCAGACCAAGACCUACGUUACAGAUGACAGUGGGAUGUCUUCUUUCACCCUGGAUACUUCUGCCUGGGACAACAGCAGCAAAGUCAUUCUACAGGCAAAGACACAUUCCRAGGAGUUAAGUGGUCAAAAUGUGAGAGCGUCUUAUGGCACUGCAUCACUCACACUGAAGGCUUUCUACUCCUCCAGCCACAGCUCUGUGAAGAUACAACCAGUGCAGGCAACGCUGCCCUGUGGGGAUGUGCAGMGGGUCACUGUGCAUUAUCGCAUUCUGGCCACAGAGCUGGGGGAUGGGGCUGUCAAAGCAGAGUUCUAUCACCUGGUUUUGGCCAGAGGAUCGCUUGUACAUCAUGGCCAAACAACUGUACUUCUUGAUCCACCACUGGCUCAGUAUAGCGGGACUUUCAGUGUAUCUCUGCCCAUUGACAUCAUUUCACCAAUGGCUGCCCUCUUUGUUUAUAUCCCCUUCCCUGAGGGCCAAGUGGCAGCUGAUAGCUUCAGACUGAAAGUCUCCAAGUGCUUCAGGAACCAUGUGAAGCUUGGCUUCUCGGACACAGUGGCUCUCCCAGGAUCAGCCGUUCAUCUCCAUUUACAGGCUGCACCAGGCUCCCUGUGUAGCAUCCGUGCUGUAGACCAGAGUGUCCUUCUCCUGAGGCCAGCAGCUGAGUUAUCCAGGGACAGUGUGUACAAUAUGUUCAGCUAUCCUCAAGAGUACCCCAGUGUCAUCACAGACUCUUACAGUGACUAUUGUACUAUCCAGAAGAGUUCGGAAACCAUCACGUCCCCUCAAACCACUCUUCCAUCAGGAGCAGUGUACAACAGCUAUUCUUACGCAGUUUCCCAACCAGACGUUUACGAACUUCUGAAGAAUUCAGGUCUAACAUUCUUAACCAACCUUGAAAUCAAGUCUCCGAUUGAGUGCCACACCCAGACUACUUUCUACUACGACUACAUGUCUUAUGAUGAGCUGGCAAACUCAGACAACUUGGAUACAGAGAUAGAUGUUGCUGUUGAAGCUCCUGAGUUAGACCAUGUUGAGCUGGGCAGCGAGGCAGGGCAAGUACGUACCUGGUUUCCAGAGACAUUCAUCUGGAGUCUGGUCGCCAUCAAUGAUUCAGGGUCUGCCGAGCUACCUGUCACAGUACCUGACACUAUCACAGACUGGAAAGCCAUGGCUUUCUGCACCUCGGACAGCCAUGGUUUGGGAAUCUCAGAAACUAUCAGCUUGCAGAGCUUCAAGCCCUUCUUUGUGGAACUCACCUUGCCGUACUCUGUCUUCCGGGGAGAGUCAUUCCCCCUCAAAACCAAACUCUUCAGUUACAUGGAGCAUUGCAUGGUGCUCCAGCUUAGCCUAAUGGACUCUGGAGAUUUUGAAUUUGUGCACACAAAUAUCAGUUUCWCUACUUGUCUCUGCCCUGAUUCAGCAAAAACAUUCUUCUGGGAUGUGAAAGCAACAAAACUAGGGGAGGUAAAUUUCACUGUCACUGCUGAAGCGAUUCAACAGGAAGAUAUUUGCACUCAGAGUGCAGCUUUUGUGCCAGAGACCGGAGGGAAGGAUACAGUUGUUAAACAUCUGCUGGUGAAGGCAGAGGGACUGUUGGAAGAAAAGACUCACACAUCCUUUCUGUGCCCAAAAGGAACUUCUGUUUCACAGACAAUCACCUUCACUAUGCCAGAGAAUAUGGUCCCUGGGUCAGCAAGAGCUCACAUUCUUUUCUUAGGAGACAUUUUGGGAACAGCACUUAGCAACACAGACAAACUCCUCCAAAUGUCCAGUGGCUGUGGAGAACAGAACAUGGUUCAUUUUGCUCCUAAUGUCUUCAUCACAAGAUACCUUGAACAGACAGGACAACUGACUCCAGAAAUCAAACAGAAAGCAGUUGGCUACCUGGAAAGUGGAUAUCAGCAGCAACUCUUGUAUAAGCACACAGAUGGCUCAUAUAGUGCCUUUGGGGAAGGAAGCGAGCCAGGGAACACAUGGCUGACUGCUCUUGUCCUCAAGACAUUUAGCCAAGCCCAGGACUUCAUCCACAUAGAUAAGCAAAAUAUACAGGAUGCUGCCUUUGCCCUGAUAAAAAGUCAGACAACUUCUGGCUGCUUCCAGAGUGUGGGGAAGCUCUUCAACAAUGGCCUAAUGGGUGCAGUAGAGGAAGGACUGGGGCUGAGCUCAGUGAUCAUCACAGCUCUCAUACAUUCAGGGAUGCCACGUUCUGACCCAGUUUUGCGGAAAGCUCUGAAAUGUAUUAAAGACUUGGUCAAUGCGGAUACUGGCAGUUCAAACCUCUACAGCCUAGCACUAGCUGCAAAUGCCUUUGCAGCAGCAGGUGAUAAGGCAAUGAUGCAGAAAAUCCUCAAAAGAUUGGAUAAGUCAGCCAUAAAAUCAGAUGACCAAAUGUUCUGGAGUCAACAGUCCAAAAAGGAAGAGGAGUCCCUAGACUGGUAUCAGACAUCAUCUGUUGAUGUGGAAUUGACAUCUAGUAUCCUCAUGGCUCACCUUUCAAAGUCAAGUCUGUCUUCAGAUGACAUCAGAAAAGCAUCCCAGAUUGUGUCUUGGCUCACCAAGCAGCAAAAUCCCUAUGGAGGCUUUGCUUCAACUCAGGAUACGGUGGUUGCCUUAGAAGCCCUAGCCCUGUAUGCAACCAAGACUUUUAGCAAAGAGGGCCCUGAUCUUCAGGCUUCUCUUUCCUCUAAAGGCUUCAGCCAAAACAUCCAGAUAAACAACACCAAUCGGCUCCUUCUACAGACAGUGGAGCUGGCAACCAUUCACAGAGAGUACCAUGUGCGCGUACAGGGCCAUGGGUGUCUCUUCCUGCAGGCCAUCCUGAGGUACAACAUACCUCCCCAGAGAAACAACCUCACUUUUGCGCUGUCUGUGCAGACAGAAUGCACCUUGCCCAAUGCCACCCAGUUUCCUGUCACUGUCCACGCACGAUAUACAGGAAACCGUGUGUCCACCAACAUGGUCCUGAUCCAAAUGGAACUGCUUUCUGGAUACAGCCCUGUGGCAGAUUCCCUGGAAGAGCUAAAGAAAAUGCCUUUAGUGAAGAAAGUUGAAAGUGAAGCUGACCGAGUUAUUCUCUAUCUGGAUGAACUGACUCGCCAGCCUCAGAUCUACACCUUGUUGGUGCAGCAGAACACACAGGUCAAGGACCUUAAGCCUGCUAACAUCAAGGUCUAUGAUUACUACAUGCCAGAAGAAACUACAGUGAUGAGCUACAGUGCCCCUUGCAACUAAGGAACAGGGACAGACCCAUCCUCUGGAACCUUUAUACCACAGUCCUUUUUCAUYUAUGCUGCAGCCACCAUGUGGAGAUGAGAUGUGAAGAAAGGAAAUGUUUGAAAUCGCCUSCUGAUCAGUUAGUUUCCUAAUGGCUCAGACGGUACCUGACACUUUAUCAAAAGUCAGGAGACUCAGAUAAUCUGGCUGAAUGAUUAUCUAGGCAUAAUGUUUUUCUCCAAAAUCAGGAAAAUCAUGUUUAAGAGUACCCAGGAAAAAUCAUCAGCUCAGUUUUGUGUGCCCAUACAAGGGUAAAACUCUUCCCUUCCAACAGACUUGCACAGGAGGAGGU